Molecule: messenger RNA, 1115 nt
Organism: Zychaea mexicana
Lineage: Eukaryota; Fungi; Mucoromycota; Mucoromycetes; Mucorales; Lichtheimiaceae
Exons: 2
Coding region: 87-926 (279 amino acids)
Source: RefSeq, a predicted model, not a curated record
CUUCUCCCCCACCCUCUAAAACCGCCAAAAUCCCAAGCACCGCCACAGAGAUUUUCUCGGUCUUUUAUUAACCACUCUUUCUCACAAUGUCAUCUCGAUCACCUUCAAGUAAACAACGCAACAUGAAUUACCACACAAUGCUGGCUUCGACAUUGUCCACAUCGCCGGGCUCUUUCUACACUCCCAACGACACGCCUGACCUGAGGCCACAGCAUGACCAAGACGGCCUGCUUUCACGUGUAGAAAGCACAGACCUGCCACAGCAACAGCUUCGUUACGACGAAAGCAGAAUUACAGCUCGCACCAACUCUAGCGAUACGUUAAACAUACAGCAACAGCAGCAGCAGCAGCAGCAACAACAACAGCACUAUUCACAUCGAUGCUCAUGUUCAAGGCAGGUUACGUUCCAAAACACCAAAAACAACGAGACAGAAGAUGAGGAUGAUAGUAACGGCGAACAACAACCGCUAUUGAGCGGACGAGACAAUGAUAAUGCGAGAAGAACGGCACGACCAAGCUGGCUUGAGAUUAUCAGCGAUGGCUAUAGCAACGUUUCAGCCUCGCUGUAUCUGGAGAACACCGGUGCCGUUGCUAGGGACCAUUUAGCGAAUGAACGAACAUAUCUUGCCUGGGUACGCACAAGUCUAUCGACGAUUUCGGUUGGUGUAGGCAUCACCCAGCUCUUUCGGCUCGACCGAGCAGUCGAACACGACCCACAUCUGCAGACGUGGGGACGGCCGGUGGGCUUGAUGUUCAUUGGCAUGGCCAUGCUGUUCCUCUGUUUUGCAUUUAUCCGUUAUUUCCAUUCACAAAACACCAUGACCAAAGGCUACUUUCCCGCCUCUCGCGGAAUCAUCCUUUCCACGUCUGCAAUCACCUUUUUAUCCAUGGUUGCAUUGCUGCUCGCUGUAUUCUUCAAACGAUAACUUCACUCCACUCCACUUGAUACCCUUUCCUCUUUUAUUCUUUUCUUGAACUUUUGCUCGCCUCAAGGCCUAUGUAGGCACAAUCAUCCAAAUAUAGAAAUUUAUAAGAUCAUUGGUGCCGGCUGUCGAUCAGCAAUAAACGGCCGUCAAUGAUAAUAAUGACCACGGGCUUUCAAAAGAAAAAAUCGC